This is a messenger RNA of Triticum turgidum subsp. durum (durum wheat), 1593 nucleotides long. NCBI's taxonomy places the organism in Eukaryota, Viridiplantae, Streptophyta, Magnoliopsida, Poales, Poaceae. The record is from the annotation of a GenBank genome assembly.
AUGGCAUAUCCUCGGACCUGCUCUGUACGUGGUCUCUGUGGUAUGAAUGGAAUAUGUGUGUAUACACCUAGGCCAGCUUGUGCAUGUGCCCCUGGACAUGAGAUCAUUGACCAAAGGGACCGGAGCAAAGGUUGCAGGCCAAAAUUCAAUCUCAGUUGUGAUGGGCAGGAGAUGUUUGUGAAGCUACACAACACCGACUUCCGAGGUAAUGAUCAAAGUAGCAGUACAUCAGUUUCAUUCCAUACAUGCAGGAAGAUAUGCUUGAACAACUGCAAUUGCAAAGGUUUCUCAUACUGGCAGGGAAGUGGAAGUUGCUAUCCAAAGUCAUCCCUUGUUGGUGGUGUAACCAGCCCGGGUUUGGGUCGUUCUAUCUAUCUCAAGCUUCCCAAGACAUUACAGGUCUCAGAGUCCUCAAUUCCUCACUCACAACCUUUUGGUCAUAGAUAUGCUCCUAACUGUAGUGCAAAGAACAAAAUUUUCACUACAGAUUUUCUGGAUCAACCUAAGAGCAGUCAGAGUGGAUCACACCCACAGUACUUGUACUUGUAUGUAUUCUUGUCAGCGAUAUUUUGUGUAGAGGUAAUAUUAGUAGCAUUCGGAUGCUGGUUUGUGCUGAGAAAGGAGGGCAAGCAGUUAACAGGAGUAUGGCCAGCUGAGGUUGGCUAUGAAAUGAUAACUAACCAUUUCCGCAGAUACACUUACAAGGAGUUGCAGAGGGCAACUCGAAAGUUCAAGGACCAGAUUGGAUGCGGGGCAUCUGGUAUUGUAUACAAGGGGGUCUUGAAAGACAAGAGGGUAGUAGCGGUGAAAAGGUUGGCAGACAUAAACCAAGGCGAAGAAGAAUUCCAGCAUGAACUGAGUGUGAUUGGAAAGAUUUACCAUAUGAAUCUGGUGAGGGUUUGGGGGUUCUGUUCUGAUGGUCCACACAGGAUAUUGGUCUUAGAGUACGUUGAGAAUGCUUCGUUGGAUAAAACCCUGUUUAGUAGCAAGGCCCCACAGAUCUUACUCGAAUGGAACCAAAGAUUUAAGGUUGCCCUAGGGGUGGCAAAAGGAUUGGCCUAUCUUCAUCAUGAGUGCUUGGAAUGGGUUAUCCAUUGUGACCUGAAGCCUGAGAAUAUACUGUUGGAUGAAAACUUGGAGCCAAAGAUCACCGACUUUGGCCUUGCAAAACUUGUGAACAGAGGUGGAUCCAAUAAAAAUGUAUCGAGGGUCCGUGGAACUAGAGGUUACAUAGCUCCUGAGUGGGUUUCUGGCCAUCCAAUAACAGCAAAGGUAGAUGUCUACAGCUUCGGAGUGGUUCUCCUAGAACUACUCAAGGGGGCUCGUGUUUCGGACUGGGCAUCAAAUGCCGACGAGGAAGUGGAGACAGUCCUUGGAAGGGUUGUUAGGAUGCUUACAGAAAAUCUGAUGCUGGAGCUGGAGGGCAGCCAACAGUUAUGGGUGGCUGACUUCAUUGACUUGAGGUUGAACAGCCAGUUCGAUAACUUGCAAGCAAGAAUGAUGGUCAAGCUGGCUGUUUCAUGCGUGGAAGAAGAUGGUAGAAAAAGGCCCACCAUGGAAAAUGUUGUGCAGAUGCUUCUUUCGGUUGCUUGA